Molecule: messenger RNA, 693 nt
Organism: Chironomus riparius
Lineage: Eukaryota; Metazoa; Arthropoda; Insecta; Diptera; Chironomidae
Source: the annotation of a GenBank genome assembly
AUGGACAUGUUUAAUAAGUUCAACAAUUAUUUGGAAGAAGAACAAGAGAUUCGUGAGAAAAUCCGUGAAAUUGUGAGACAAAUCGAUACAGAAUCAAAAGAAGCAGUGACAGUUCUUCAAAUCAUACAUACUAGUUUAACUGAUGUAAUGCCGGCUUGCUUAAAAGCCCGUGAAAUAUUCCAGAGAUGUAAUGAUAUGUAUCAGAAAUUAGCACAAGUAGUUCCAACUGGGCAAUACUAUCGAUUUAGUGAUCAUUGGAAUUGGACAACACAACGACUCAUUAGUUUAAUUGCUCUUGUCAUUUAUCUUGAAGCUGGAAUUCUCGUUUCUCGUGAUACUUCUGCCGAAAUCUUAGGACUUAAAUCCAGCAGCUCAGAUGGAUUUCAUCUUGAUCUAGAGAUGUAUCUAAUGGGAAUAUUGCAAAUGUCAAAUGACUUAUCACGAUUUGCAAUCAAUAGUGUAACUUUAGGUGAUUACAGUCGAGUUCUUUUGCUUCAAAACUUCAUCUCAGAUUUGAGCAGUGGAUUUCGUCUAUUAAACUUGAAGAAUGAUGCUCUACGUAAGCGCUUUGAUGGAUUAAAGUACGAUGUUAAGAAGAUUGAAGAAAUUGUCUAUGACCUUUCGAUUCGUGGAUUAUUAAUCAAACCAGUUGAUACGGAAUCUCUUCCUGAAUCAUCUAUGAAAGAAGACUGA